CGCAAGAGGACCAAGGACGUCUUCCUGGGGGAGAACACCAGGCACAAGCACGGCGGGCGGAUUGACUUUAAGAUGAAGAAAUCGGACAGCACCAAAUCCCUGCUCAUCAAGUCAGAGCAGCUACUCAGGAUUGAGGACCACGACUUCGCCAUGAGGCCUGGCUUUGGGGGUUCGGCUAUUCCAGUGGGUAUCGAUGUUCAGGUGGAGAGCAUCGACAGCAUCUCAGAAGUCAACAUGGACUUCACCAUGACCCUGUACCUGAGGCACUACUGGCAGGACGACCGGCUGGCCUUCCCCUCCGGCAGCAACAAGAGCCGCACCUUCGACGCCCGGCUGGUCAAGAAGAUCUGGGUGCCCGACGUCUUCUUCGUCCACUCCAAACGCUCCUUCAUCCACGACACCACCAUGGAGAACAUCAUGCUCAGGAUCUAUCCCGAUGGCACCAUCCUAUACAGUGUGAGGGUCACAGUGACAGCUCUCUGUUCAAUGGACUUCAGCAGUUUUCCCCUGGACACACAAAACUGCUCUCUAGAACUGGAGAGUUACGCCUAUAAUGAGAACGACCUGAUGCUCUACUGGAAGAACGGGAACGAUUCACUAAGGACUGAUGAGAUCGUGCUCUCACAGUUUUUUAUUGAAGACUUCCAGCCUUCCUACGGGCUUGCCUUUUACAGCAGCACCGGCUGGUAUAACCGCUUGUACAUCAACUUCAUCCUGCGGAGGCACAUCUUCUUCUUCAUGCUGCAAACCUACUUCCCCACCAUGCUGAUGGUCAUGCUGUCCUGGGUCUCCUUCUGGAUCGACAGGAGGGCCGUGCCCGCCAGAGUCUCGCUAGGCAUCACCACGGUACUGACCAUGUCCACCAUCAUCACGGGCGUGUCGGCGUCCAUGCCGCAGGUGUCCUAUGUGAAGGCGGUCGACAUCUACCUGUGGGCCAGCUUCCUGUUCGUCUUCCUGUCCGUCAUCGAGUACGCCGCCGUCAACUACUUCACCACCGUGGAGGAGAUGCGCAAGCUCAAGAAGGGGAAUGUUGCCGCCACCACCAACUACAACACCUACAACACCAGCCAGGCCAUGGCGUUCGACGGCUGCUUCCACGACGACAUGGACCUGGCGCCGUUCCCCGACCUGCCCACCACGCCCAACACGGACGGCGCCUCGGUGGGGGGGCCCCCUCGCAACUCCUCGGCGGGGGUGGACCCUCCGCCCACCGAGGGCACACGGCUCUGGCGGCGGCGGUCCGUGCGCUACAACCUGCGCUUCAUCAUGAGCAACAGCUACAUGAUCGACUCGUACUCACGCAUCAUCUUCCCCGCCACCUACCUGCUCUUCAACAUCAUCUACUGGUGCAUGUACUCCUGA
Messenger RNA from Engraulis encrasicolus (European anchovy), 1362 nucleotides. It is a transcript of the gene gabrr3a, whose product is annotated as gamma-aminobutyric acid type A receptor subunit rho3a. Gene Ontology annotation, cellular component: GABA-A receptor complex; plasma membrane; synapse. Gene Ontology annotation, molecular function: chloride channel activity; extracellular ligand-gated monoatomic ion channel activity; GABA-A receptor activity. Gene Ontology annotation, biological process: chemical synaptic transmission; chloride transmembrane transport; regulation of membrane potential. The transcript has 9 exons. The record is from RefSeq and is a predicted model, not a curated record. The coding region runs from base 73 to 1362 and encodes 429 amino acids. Lineage: Eukaryota; Metazoa; Chordata; Actinopteri; Clupeiformes; Engraulidae.